CCUCUCUUUUUUUUAAAGAAUACCUGUCCUUCUCUGCUUCUUCUCUCUCGUCUGACUCUGCAAAAUUUUUUCUGCAGAGAAAGACCAAACCAAGCGCACAGACAAGACCAAACAAAACAAGAAACAAGUAGCAAAACCAAAAACUCAAGCAAAACCCUACUAAAAACUGUCCUGUCUCUUUCUCCCUUCGAGUGGAAUACCAACAAGUCUUCUGUUUCUGCUGCUGCUCCGUUUUCAAAGAUGCUGAGUAACGGGCGUGGACAUGGUGGAAAGCAUGUGUACGACGGAGUUUUUGGCGGUGGCGGUGGUGGUGCAGUGAAGCCUGGGAGUCGCGUGGAGGAUUAUGGAGAGAUCUUCGGUGGGUUUGGUGCUACUGGUUCUUCGAUUCCGAUUCUUGAUGUUCCCGAGCUGAAUGAGAAUGGUGAUGUUUCUUCUGUUGGUUCACAAAGGAUUGAUUACGCCAAGAUUUUUGGUGGUUUUGGAGAUGCUGAUUUUGGCUUGCCUCUUGAAGAAUUCCUUGCUAAACCAAAGAAAGUCAAGAGUUCUAUCAAUGGAACUCGGUCUCCAGCUGAAGCAAGGUCGCGGAAUGCAGUGUCAAAACAUUCUAAUGUUUCAAAAGAUAAAAAAGGUUCAUCACCUGAACCAUCUUUCCAGAGGUUUGGUGGCGUGAAACAGUUUAAUGUGUCUUAUAAUAAAAGCAACCCAGGAAACAAAAAUGGGGCAAAUGGAAUGACACAUGUUGCUCAACUCCAUGCAGUUCCUGGUUAUACUUUUUUAGUUGAUGAAGUCACUCCCUCAAAGAUGGCUGAAGGUGGCAAGCCAGCACGAUCAGCAUUAGAUGAUGCUUGUCUCAAUGUUGAUGGCAGCAAGAGUGUGAAGGAAGAUGCAGCUCACAGGAAAGCUGUGUCAGGUCCACAACCCAGCAUUGACACAUACAGUUUUAGAAGUCUUGCUGAAUUUCAGAAGAAAUCAAGUCGACCUAGAUCCAUGUCAAAUGAUAUGCCAUUUGAUGCAUUUGAAAUUGGCCUAGGUAGACAUCCAUCUUCAAGCUUACCAUCUAACUCCAGUUAUAAUAAUGGUGGUGAAAAUACAUCAAUGGAUUCAAAGUUUGGUGUUUCUAGAAAUGAUGCUUCUAGAGAUGCAUUGGGUGAUUAUUCACCAGCUUUAUCUGAUGAGGAAAUAGAUGCAAAUUCAGAUGCUGCUGCCUCAGUAGCUGCACUUAGAAAGGCAAUAGAGGAGGCUCAAAUGAAAAUUAAAAUUGCAAAAGAAUUGAUGGAGAGAAAGAAAGAAGGGCUUCAAAAUCAUGCAAAGACAAGCUUUAAUAACGGCUGGAAAGCUCAGAAAAGUGGGGUUAAAACUGCAGAAAGAUCAAAAAAAAGAUCCAUUGAGCUGGGGGAUCAGGAAAUGCAUGAAAAAGAGGAUACUCCAAAGCAAGUAUUUACUGGCUUAUCAGAGCAUAACGUGACAAAAGCAAGCCAACUACCCCAGAGUUUUGAAGAUGAGAAGAAAUCUUCUUUUGCUAAUAAUGUUGUUAGAAAAACACACAGCAUGGAAUCCAAAUCAACUCGAAUGGAAAGUAGACUGGAAGAAGCAGAAGACUGGGAGUCAACAGAAGAGUUUUUUGAAGCUGCAGACUAUGAGGAGCACAGGGAGAUGCCAUCAGAAUAUGAGGAGGCAGGCAAUGCAGAGAAAAUGGUGUCAUAUGAUCAUGAAAAUAAAUGGAGAGAGAAGAUGACUGCAGAAGAAAAAAUCAAAAUGCCAGGGCGCAGCGAGGAAGCUUUUAAGGAGCACAAGGUCGAGAGAGAACUAAGUUCAGAAGAGUUUUUUGAAGCUGCGGACUAUGAGGAGCACAGGGAGAUGCCAUCAGAAUAUGAGGCAGGCAAUGCAGAGAAAAUGGUGUCAUAUGAACAUGAAAAUAAAUGGAGAGAGAAGAUGACUGCAGAAGAAAAAAUCAAAAUGCCAGAGCGCGGCGAGGAAGCUUUUAAGGAGCACAAGGUCGAGAGAGAACUAAAUUCAGUUGUAGGAGCAUUUCAGUGGAAUUUAUAUGCAAACUUCGUUAAGCCAGCUCGAGGGCUUCAUAACCAGGAAGAAAACGUGGAGAAAAUGAGAAUUUCUAACAAUCAUGAAGAAGCUGAACAAACAUCUAUAGUGUCUGAUGAUUGGGAAGACUGUGAAACUAAGCCGGAAAAACUUCAUCACCCUCACAAAAAAGCAGAAUUUCCAAUCCAGGAGUUGGAGGAGAAUGAAGAAAUGAAGGAACUAAAAGAUGCUCAGGACUCCGUGGAAACUGAGAAGAAACAAAGGGAGGCACUAGAUAAUAAGGAAAUGGAGAAUAGAUCAGAUGAAGCUCCUAUUACCGAAGAUGAGUAUGAGGGAAGCCUCGAUGAUAUAUAUGAGAAAGAAGCAAAUGUGGAGGGACUGGAAGAAGACUGGGACAGGAUAGAAUGUGGAAUGAAACAAGGUGGUUGGAACCUAGAAGAAAAUGAGGAGAAACAAAAUGAUUUGCACAGGGGAGAAAUAUCAGGUGAAGAUGGUGGGAUAGAAGGGAGUGCGAAGCUGGAAGAACUCAAGGAGGAUGAAGAGAUACUCAAAAGAAGUGAUCAGAUGAAUGAAAUUGAGAAGAGAGGAGAGAAGAUGUGUGAAGAGAUAGAAAGUGAGAGGAUAAGAUCAGAGAGUCAUCAGGGAGGAGAAGAUAAAGAGGCCAUGGAAGUGACUGAACAGUCCUUAAGAUACGAGGGGGGCAAUCUUGAAACUGCGAAGGAUGCAAAUGAGCAGGAAAAAAGUGAGAACCUAGGUGAGAGUGACAAUGCCUGGGGACGAACUACAAACUUUGCUGUUGGGGAUUUAAAGACACAAGUUCUUACAGCCAAGGAGAAUGGAAGGCUAAUGGAGGUAACUGAAUUUUCUCCUCUGUUACAAGGGACUGAAAAGGAGUCAAAGGCAGUCGAAGACGCAAACAGUCCGGAGGAACAUGAUUGUGGAAUUCCUUGCUUGGCUCAAGGAUUCAUUGGACUUGAUAGGAUCAAGAAGCAAACUCCAGAUGUAACUGAGGCUCUUCUUAUUGGCGAAAAUGGGGUAUAUUUUGGUGAAAAUGACAUUAACUUUGAAAACAAGCAAAAUCAUCAUGUAACAGAUUACAAGAGCAUGCCUAAUCAAGAAAAAGGCAUUGAAGAUGUAACUAUUGAAUUGGAUGAUAAUGGUGGUGAUGAUAUUUGUGAACCUGAAGUUCACGCUAGUAAUGAAGAAAGUGAGAAGAGUUCGAUGUCCUCUGAUAAUGAAAGAUGGUCCAGUGAUGAGAUAGAAUCAAUUUGUGAUCCAGAGUGUUGUAUUGAAGAAGCUGCUUGUGAAUUUGGAGAAAAUAACGAGGAUAUCAAGGAGUCUGAAGUUAUAGCAAAUCACGAGAAUUCUUUUGAAUCUUCUCAUGAUGAUAGAUGCGUAGAUAAUGGUAUCAAUACCAAAGCAAGUCAGCAACCUUGUAUAUUUAAAGGGCAAGGGGAGAUCACAGAGAAAUCCAUGGAAGAGGAAUUAAGCCAAAGCACCAGCAAGAAAGAGGAGAAUUGUUGCAAAAACCUGGCAAUGGAAGAGAAAGAAUGUGAAGAUGAUUUGAAAAAGGAAGUGGAGGUGGAACAGGAACACUUUAAGAAAAACGAAAAAGUGAAAGAGGGGGAAGUAGAAAGAGAAAAGGAGAGAAUAGCGGUUGAAAGGGCAAUAAGAGAAGCACGCGAAAGGGCUUUUGCAGAAGCACGCGAAAGGGCUGCUAUUGAGAGAGCAGCUGCAAAAGCUCAUCAAAGGUCAAAGGCUGAGGUCCGAGAAAGGCUAGAGAAGACUCCUUCAGAAGCUAAUAACAAGUCAGCAGCUGAGAAGGCUUCUUCUGAAGCCAAACUAAAAGCUGAACGUGCUGCAGUAGAGAGAGCAACUGCAGAGGCCAGGCAGCGUGCCCUAGAAAAAGCAUUGUCUGAGAAGGCUGCUUUUGAGGCAAGAAAUCAGGCUGAAAAGUCUACAGCUGAGAGACUUUCAAGCAUUUCAAAAGCUAACGGGAUGAAUACCAGAGAUAAACAAUACAAGGACCCAGGUCCUUCUAGCAGUUCAAGAUAUACAGGUUCUUCAAAUCAUGGUGAAAGUGCUAAUGGAGGUAAUGGUGAAUCAGCUCAAAGGAGUAAAGCCACGUUGGAAAGGCAUCAAAGAACAGCAGAGCGUGCGGCAAAAGCUCUUGCAGAGAAGAAUAUGCGUGAUCUUCUUGCUCAAAAAGAGCAGGCGGAGAGAAAUAGACUGGCAGAGACUUUGGAUGCUGAUGUCAAGAGAUGGUCUAGUGGGAAGGAAAGAAACUUGCGUGCUCUUCUUUCAACACUGCAAUAUAUACUUGGCCCUGAUAGUGGCUGGCAGUCAAUUCCUUUAACCGAGCUUGUUUCAAGUACUGCUGUGAAGAAAGCUUAUCGAAAGGCCACUCUAUUUGUUCAUCCUGACAAGUUACAGCAACGAGGAGCAAGCAUACAACAGAAAUACAUCUGCGAGAAGGUUUUUGAUCUUCUAAAGGAUGCCUGGAACAAACUCAGUGCAGAAGAACGGUAGACAAUGUCAACCCUCGUCCCUAAGGUUUCCUUUUACUGUAGACAUGAUCCACAGCCAAAUUUGUAAUCCUCAAUCCUUCACUGUAGGCAAACACACCCACCUUCGUAUCCCUGGUCCGCAAUACCUAAAUCCUUGCAGUAGGUAAAUUCUUGUAGUGCAUUCAUUUGCCCAUGUAUUCAAUUUCAAAGCUGUCAAAAGGGGUGCGUAGAAGUUACUCUGCCCAUUGUUUGAUAUUAGAUUUCAUGACAGAAAGGGGAUUUCAGGCAUAGAUGAAAUAUACAGAGACUGAAAAGCUU
Populus euphratica (Euphrates poplar) is the source of this 4865-nucleotide messenger RNA. It is a transcript of the gene AUL1, whose product is annotated as auxin-like 1 protein. The transcript has 9 exons. Gene Ontology annotation, biological process: clathrin-dependent endocytosis; clathrin coat disassembly. Gene Ontology annotation, molecular function: clathrin binding. NCBI's taxonomy places the organism in Eukaryota, Viridiplantae, Streptophyta, Magnoliopsida, Malpighiales, Salicaceae. Bases 241 to 4569 code for a protein of 1442 amino acids. Gene Ontology annotation, cellular component: cytoplasm; intracellular membrane-bounded organelle; vesicle. The record is from RefSeq and is a predicted model, not a curated record.